AUGUUCCAUCUCUGCAGCUCUCCAUCGUCUUGUCGAUUACAGAACGUUUUACCUUCUUUCGUUGAUUAUCUGGAUCGGUCAGAUCGUGGAAGAAUCUCCGACUUCUGUUUUUUCAUUGAUGAUUGCUAUUUUUAUCCUCUUAUUGGUGCUGGCUCUCCAUCAAAUAAUCAAGGAAAGAAGCUUCAGUCGUCCAAGCAGGCUGUAACCAGCAACAAGGGGAAGGAGAAAAUGAUUGAGUUACCAGCUAAAAGGACCGAUAUGUGGGAGUUGCCAUUGAGAUACCAUAAUAAGGGGAUUACUAUCGGCUCCCCACCAAGACCCCCACCUCCAGUCCAUGAAAAUGCCAUGAUUUCCAAAUCUAAAGAUCAAUCAUCUACAGAUACGAGGACAGGAAUCAAAAAACGAAAGAGGAGAAAUAAGCAGCAAAAUAUUGUUGAAUUUGAACCUUCUUGUUGGAACAGGAUUUGUCCACAAGAUGUGGUUGACGCUGGAAUACAUCUGAAUCCAGCUAAAAAGAAGCAUUCUGUUUGGUUCAGUUUAACUCCUUCCUGUGAUCAGAACAGAAAGAACACUCUGCAACUUCUAGUGGAACCAUACGUACAGAUAAUCAUGGAGGGGAACUGUAAUCCAGAUGUGUCUAUUCUCAUGAAGUAUAUCGUGUUGCAACUUAAGCAUGUUUGCCAACAGGAGGUUGGUAUCUUCUUAAACGGGAAACUUCUUGCCCCGGAAAUGAAGCUACUUGAUGUGGUGAAGCAGUGGAUGGCUAUUGUUGAUUCAGAGAGCAAAAUAACCAAGAUAGGAAGUUCUGCCGAGAACUUCUGUGUGAAGCUGACUUAUGCUCGAAGACAAUAG
This is a messenger RNA of Lactuca virosa, 852 nucleotides long. The record is from the annotation of a GenBank genome assembly. NCBI's taxonomy places the organism in Eukaryota, Viridiplantae, Streptophyta, Magnoliopsida, Asterales, Asteraceae.